CAUACAUGUACUCACAUCUCCCCACUUUCCAUCUUGCCACACUAUCACCUUUUCGCACCUCUUUCUCUCUCUAGCGGCGGAGCUAUGGGUUUUCCGGUGGGUUACACGGAGCUUCUCCUUCCGGGAUUCUUCCUUCACGCGCUCUCUUUCUUGGGUUUGAUCCGAAAAUUAAUUUCCACCGUUUUCCGGGUUAUGGGUCUACACGAUUUCCUCGAACCCAACAUUUCAUGGCCCGACCCGCCUCCGUUCUCCUCCUCAUCCUCCGCCACGUGUCUACCGGAAUCAUGCUUAUUUCCGGAGGCAAAGCUAGCCGGUGAGAUCUUACCGGUGGUCAGAUUCUCGAACCUGAACCGACCCAGCUCCGGGUCCGAAAGCUGCGCCGUUUGCCUGUACGAGUUCGAGGACGAAGACGAGAUCCGACGGCUCACAAAUUGCCGACAUAUAUUCCACCGGAGCUGUCUGGACCGUUGGAUGAUGGGUUACAAUCAGAUGACGUGUCCACUUUGUCGUACGCAAUUCAUUCCUGAUGAUCUUCAAGAGGCUUUCAACCAGAGGAUUUGGUCUGAAUCAGGAGUUUCUGAUCAACUCCUCGGCGAGUCUUAUUAGACCUUUUUCUUUUCCUUUUUUUUUUUGUUUUUUUUAUGAUUUAAUUCCGAAAAAUGGGAACAUAUUUUCAUUUUCUUCAUUUUUUAGAUAUUUUUCUUGAGAGUUUCUUUCGAGUUUGGUUCCUGGAUGAAUGUAAAUAUAUAACAUUAGUUGGCAGCUUAAAAAAAGAAAAAGAACAAAAGGUAAGAUCCAUCCAUUGGGGGAAAAAAAUUAAAUAAAAAUUUGGAGUUUGAUCGUCUUG
Molecule: messenger RNA, 847 nt
Organism: Tarenaya hassleriana
Lineage: Eukaryota; Viridiplantae; Streptophyta; Magnoliopsida; Brassicales; Cleomaceae
Product: E3 ubiquitin-protein ligase RHA1B-like
Exons: 1
Coding region: 85-606 (173 amino acids)
Biological process (GO): protein ubiquitination
Molecular function (GO): zinc ion binding; ubiquitin protein ligase activity
Source: RefSeq, a predicted model, not a curated record